Catharus ustulatus (Swainson's thrush) is the source of this 2726-nucleotide messenger RNA. RefSeq names its product nuclear receptor subfamily 2 group F member 2 (gene NR2F2). Gene Ontology annotation, biological process: anatomical structure development; cell differentiation; negative regulation of transcription by RNA polymerase II. NCBI's taxonomy places the organism in Eukaryota, Metazoa, Chordata, Aves, Passeriformes, Turdidae. The transcript is spliced from 3 exons. Gene Ontology annotation, molecular function: RNA polymerase II cis-regulatory region sequence-specific DNA binding; retinoic acid binding; zinc ion binding. The coding region runs from base 115 to 1347 and encodes 410 amino acids. The record is from RefSeq and is a predicted model, not a curated record.
AGAGGGGAGGACAAAAAAAUAAAAAGACUGCUGCAAAGCUGAUCUGAAAAGCAAAGCAAACAAACUUUGAAAAUAAAGGGGGAACAGGAAGUUUGGCAACGGUGUCCAAUAGAUAUGGCAAUGGUAGUCGGUGCGUGGCGAGACCCCCAGGACGAUGUGCCCGGAGCUCAGGGAACGCAGCCUUCGCAAGCCCCGCCGGUGCAGGGACCCCCGGCCGGGGCCCCGCACACCCCACAGACCCCGGGGCCCGGGGGCCCUCCCAGUACGCCAGCCCAGACCAACCCGCCGAGCCAGCAGAACCAAGGAGACAAGCAGCAGCAGCAGCAGCACAUUGAAUGUGUGGUUUGUGGGGACAAGUCUAGUGGCAAACAUUAUGGCCAGUUUACCUGCGAGGGUUGCAAGAGUUUCUUCAAGCGGAGUGUAAGGAGGAAUCUCAGCUACACUUGUCGUGCCAACAGGAACUGUCCCAUUGACCAGCACCACCGCAAUCAGUGUCAGUACUGCCGCCUCAAAAAAUGCCUCAAAGUUGGCAUGAGACGGGAAGCGGUCCAGAGGGGCAGAAUGCCACCCACACAGCCAACUCAUGGUCAGUUCGCCUUGACAAAUGGGGACCCUCUCAACUGCCAUUCCUACCUAUCCGGAUAUAUCUCCCUUCUUCUGAGAGCAGAGCCCUACCCCACCUCCCGCUUUGGCAGUCAGUGCAUGCAACCCAACAACAUCAUGGGCAUCGAGAACAUUUGUGAACUGGCAGCUAGGAUGCUCUUCAGCGCGGUGGAGUGGGCCAGGAAUAUCCCCUUCUUCCCAGACCUCCAGAUCACAGACCAGGUGGCCCUCCUGAGGCUGACCUGGAGCGAGUUAUUUGUCCUCAACGCUGCCCAGUGCUCCAUGCCCCUCCACGUAGCUCCGCUCCUGGCAGCUGCUGGCCUGCACGCUUCGCCAAUGUCUGCUGACCGAGUGGUCGCCUUUAUGGACCACAUACGAAUCUUCCAAGAGCAAGUAGAAAAACUGAAAGCAUUGCAUGUCGACUCUGCAGAAUAUAGCUGUUUAAAGGCCAUAGUCCUCUUCACCUCAGAUGCCUGUGGUCUCUCUGAUGUAGCCCAUGUUGAAAGUUUACAGGAGAAGUCACAGUGUGCUUUGGAAGAGUAUGUUAGGAGCCAGUAUCCCAACCAGCCAACACGAUUCGGGAAGCUAUUACUACGUCUCCCCUCCCUUCGCACUGUCUCCUCUUCUGUCAUAGAGCAAUUGUUUUUCGUCCGUUUGGUAGGUAAAACCCCCAUAGAAACCCUAAUCAGGGAUAUGUUACUGUCUGGCAGCAGUUUUAACUGGCCUUACAUGUCCAUUCAAUAAAACAUUCGAGAGAGAGAGAGAGAAAAAAAAAAAAAGACAAAAAUUAAAAAAAAAAAAAGAAAUAAAAAUUCGAAAUUGAGAAGGGAGAUGAGAGUGAAAGGAAAGCAAAUGACAUUUGGGUUCUGGUUGUUUCUUAAAUUUCCUUCUGCUAAGAAAGGAUGUAAAAGGAUGUUACAAGUUUGCUAAGAGAAGACAGGAAAAAAAUAAUGGACUGUGAAUUUAAAAAAGAGACUGUCAAAUGAACUUUUACAGAAUGCAUUAAAAACUCCCGUGUCGUUCAGAAAAAAACUUGCUACUUAUCAUUUUUUUUGUAAAAAAUUAAAAAGAGGGAAAGAAAAAAAGAAAGAAGAAGAAAAGAAACGAUGGUGGGCUUUUUCUUUUUUUCUUUUUUCUUCUUUUUUUUUUCUUUUUUUUUUGGGGUAAACUUUUUAAAAAAUCUCGCUUAAAGUGCAUUUAAAGGAAAUUUGGAGUAAAUUAGCAGAACGGAAGAAAGUAAGUCUUUUUUUUCCAAAUUAUUAAUUGUCCUAUGUGUCUAUGUACCUAUAGCUGUUCUUUUUUGUAUUUUUCUGGUUUCAAACCAGUUUAUUCUGUGGUUCUAUAAUAAUUUUUGAUAUAACCUUGGCUUCUUUAAAAAAAAAAAAAUAAACUGUGUAUCCUUAAAAUAUAUGUUCUGAAAGAAUUAAAACUGAGUCCACGAAAGUAUCAUAGGAAGAAAGGAAAAGAGAGAGAAAAAAAAAAAAACCCUCAACAACACAAUGAUGGAAGCGCACUUAAGGUGGUGACCCAAAAUCUAGCUUGAAGCUGAGAGAGCUAUAAUUAUAUAGACCCGAAUGAACCACACGUGUCAUAUAACUCCCCCCAAAUCUAGGUUUUUUGAUAUUUCGGACAGAAAAUGAACUGUGGGGAUUUAUUAUAGGUAGAAGGAUUUUGUGUCCAAGACACACUACGGUUUUGAUUUAAAAAACAGAAAAAAAAAAACAACAAAAAAACAAGCAAACAAGCAAAGUGAACUUUUGUAAUUUGAAUUGGGUUCCACAUAGUUCAUCAUGAAUUGUUAUUAAACUCCUCUAUCUGUUUGUAUAUUUGCAAGCCCUUUGUAUUAUAAUAAUUGUUGAUAUUUUCCCUUUUUAAAAAAUACCAUUGAAAUCAGCAUGACAAAAUAACACUGUUGGCACUUAUAGAUAACGUGAUUGAUUCAGUAUCUUAGAGUUUACAGUUUUGUGUUUAAAAAAACUGAAGGUUUUUUUUUUUUUUAAGUGCAACAUUUCUGUAUACUGUAAAAGUUAUAAUAACUGAACUGUUUGGUCGAGUCUUUGUGUGUUAUAUUCCAAGGAAAAUUGAAAGUAUUCAGAAAUUAAAAUAUUAUUUGAUAUCUGAAA